This is a messenger RNA of Emericellopsis cladophorae, 1434 nucleotides long. RefSeq lists its product as uncharacterized. The record is from RefSeq and is a predicted model, not a curated record. Bases 1 to 1434 code for a protein of 477 amino acids. Gene Ontology annotation, molecular function: DNA binding. Lineage: Eukaryota; Fungi; Ascomycota; Sordariomycetes; Hypocreales; Bionectriaceae. The transcript has 4 exons.
AUGGGAGAACGCAUCGCGAUUCAGUCGAUACUCAACGCCACCUCGCCACCAUCGGACUUCUCCUCCCCGGCCUCUGAUGUGCCUGAUGCGUUUCCGCUCUUCGGUGACUCGACGCCGGCACCGUCCAAGGCCAAGAAGACACGGGACUCAAGCGAUUUGUCGUAUUCGCAAGCUACAGGCUACUACAAGUUUGCCCCUUUCGAGGACCUGAACGAGAAGGCCAUGCGAAUGAUCCGGCCGUACAAGAUAUACCCGUUUGGCGAGAUUGGCGCCUACACCGCACACAUUCCGUAUAGCAGUGACAAGAAAGAUGUCAUGGCCAAGACUGGCAGGGAGAAGUUUGAGAUUUUUGUGUAUAAAUUCACCGACCCGGCAGACGACAAGCCUUAUGAGAUUAUGUGGGAUGUCAAAGGCCCUGGCUACGUGCGCAUCAGCCCCUUUUUCAAAUGUCUCAAACACAAGAAGACCGGCCCGGCCAAGAUGCACGAGGCCAACGAGGGCUACUGGCUGCCCUACCGCUGUGCUAGAGCCGUCUGCGUCAAGUUUUGCUACCCGAUUGCAGGAGCGCUGAUUCCCAUCUUUGGGCCAACCUUUCCGGACGACUGUGUGAAGCCCGACUCGCCGCACUUUGGUCGCAUGGACAUUGACCCUCAGGAGAUCGUAGAUGCCAGAAGCGAGGCUUUGGCGUACCGUUUGUCGGCGAGGGCCAUGCCCGUCACAAGCCAUCCGCGGGACGAGGAGAGUCGGUAUUCUCGCUUCGGGGCCAUGAUGAACCAAGGUCUCCAGUGCGCGCCGGUCAACGCGUCGUGGGAAGAGAUAUACAGCCGGCACCCACGUAGCGACCCCUUCUUUAACCGCAGUGCUCCCUCCACGCCGCCUCGGAGCAGUACCACCAUCCAGCACGAGGAACCGCGCGACGCACAGGCCAGCAAUGUUCCUCCACCUGGCAGCGAACGUCCCACCUGGCGUGCCAUCAACUACCAUCCUCCUCCUCCCCCUUAUCAUCCCUCGCCGGCAGGUCAGCGACUACCGCCCAUCCGCACCCACAACCACCGUCCAUCUCCACUACCUCAGUUAUCAUCAUCAGCUACUGACAUCCUUGACCCGCGUCUGCAGCAUCCAGCAGCGGCAGGCGAUCCAUUCGAGAAGACCGUCAAGCGCCAUCAGGCAGACGAUGGUGAAUAUCUGCGCAAACGACGCCGCAUCGAACCAUCCCGCCACAGCGACGAUCGUACCACGACAACGCGGCGGGUGGAUUUGGAGCGGCCACUAGAGUGCCGUCGCAGUAGGUCUUACGAGCGGCAAACAUCCACGACGGGCGGCGCUGCUCGCGGCUGCACGAGCAAGGACUACGAAGCAGCGUCGAUCCUGGGAGCUUUGCACAAGACAGGAAAAGCGAGUCACGUGCUCGAACCCAGAUCCAGGACCCCUUGA